AUGAUCGAUACUCCUGCCGGUGGGGCUGAGAAGAACUUGUCCCGCACACCACCGAUUCCCUCUGAUGGCACCUGCAGAUCUAGCCAUCAAGGACAAGUCCAAGCGGCACCUCCACUUAAGCGGAAAGAUCCACAGAAGAAGCAGUUCCACACUCGUCCGCCUCCGUUGAAGGAGGGAUUAGGGCUGAACCUUAAUCCGAGCCAUGGACAUAAAGAGGACGACGAGGACUCCAUCAGCAAAUCACCUGUCCUUACGAAAUUCGCUGUCGCACGCGACGAUGCACCCCCAGACUUCAUUCUCCUUGCUUUACAACAGAAAUCUCCACCGCGGUCCUCACCUGCAGGUUCACCGGAUCAGAAGCAGAGUCUUCUAAAUCUCAAAACCGCCAUAGGUGAUUUACAGGACGCAAGCUUCACUAGAUUCGCCACUAUAUUUCCCAUGGACUGUCCUUCUCCUGGUCACUUUGCACAAUAUGCAUCUCUGGCGUCUUAUUCAGCCAUAUCACCGCGGGCACCAAUCGAUCCUCCAUCUCAUUACGACUUUAGGACAACAACUCCAGACCUGAACACAUCAACAUCUAGCUACACUAGUUCUUCUACUGCGGCAUCCGCCCCGUCCUCGUCGAUUGCCGGACCAUCUCUAGCUGCUUCACACUCAUCGCCCUUAGCAGCUGUGCUUGAUCAGGACAGGGACAGAACGCGACGUGAAUCUUUCGAGACCGAGUCGAAAUCCCUGUCCGAGUUACGAUCUGAGGCCCCUCCUGGUGAUGGCUCUUCCUCAACGCGUUUCAUAAGUGGUGCUUACAAGAGCACGUAUCAUAGAUGUACUGCAACUUCUUUUCAGCCUCAGUAUUUAUUAAACAGCCAUGCGAACGUCCAUUCUAAUAUAAGGACUCACUUUUGUCCCGUUAAAGGCUGUCGUCGGGGCUCUAGUGGUCAAGGGUUCAAGAGGAAGAACGAGAUGAUCAGGUGCGCUACAGCUCAUACAAUAUUCUUCUAUAUGGAUACUAACGCACUCCGAUUCGCAGACAUAGCUUGGUUCAUCCUUCUCCGGGAUACGUAUGUCCCUUCUGUCCGGAUCAAUCACACAAAUACCCUCGGCCAGAUAAUCUACGGCGUCACGUAUGGCAACAUCACGAGGACAAAGACCAAGACGAUCCCAUACUUCGCGACGUUCUCAACCAGCGACUGGAAGGAGGUAGCCGGGGCGGAAGAAGACGUGAAAUGGUCAAAGAGCGGCAAGCCUAAACCACUACGGCGAAUAAAUUGCCUUCCCCGCUGGGAGCAGCCGUAG
Fonsecaea pedrosoi CBS 271.37 is the source of this 1293-nucleotide messenger RNA. RefSeq lists its product as uncharacterized. The transcript has a single exon. The record is from RefSeq and is a predicted model, not a curated record. NCBI's taxonomy places the organism in Eukaryota, Fungi, Ascomycota, Eurotiomycetes, Chaetothyriales, Herpotrichiellaceae. Bases 1 to 1293 code for a protein of 430 amino acids.